Messenger RNA from Asterias rubens (European starfish), 5959 nucleotides. Its product is annotated as DNA excision repair protein ERCC-6-like. Gene Ontology annotation, biological process: transcription-coupled nucleotide-excision repair. Gene Ontology annotation, cellular component: nucleus. Bases 172 to 4638 code for a protein of 1488 amino acids. The record is from RefSeq and is a predicted model, not a curated record. Lineage: Eukaryota; Metazoa; Echinodermata; Asteroidea; Forcipulatida; Asteriidae. Gene Ontology annotation, molecular function: ATP binding; ATP-dependent chromatin remodeler activity. The transcript is spliced from 21 exons.
AAUAGGAUCUUCAAUGGUGAAGGUUUGUGUGGUACAAGUUCCCGAUUAUUUUCUGUUUUUGUGGCAUUGAAAGAAGGGAUCAGUUCGAGUUAAAAGAGGUGUGACUGAUGGCUGAUAUUCAACGUCGAGCUGUAGCAGGUGUUUGACACACCUUCAACACCAACCCUUAGAAUGGCUACUCCGAUGUCAGCAGCCAAGAAUGAGAAUGGAGAUCAGACACAGAGUACAGCUGCUGCUCCUGGACUUGCCCUCCCAGAAAAUGGACAAGAAACUACAGAUGUGCUACCACCAACUACAACCUCAGAUAUUCCACAAACUGACACCCAAUCAUCAGGCGUAGAUCCAUCAACGCCGUCUGCAAGCGCCUGUCUGAAAAACCUAGCAGGUAACAUCGAUCAAAAUGGGGCCUCGACCAGCAGCAAAGACGAGGCGUCGACCAGUACAGGGGGCGUGUUCUCAAUCAACAGGGACCUCAUCCCGUCAGUGCCGAACCAGAUGCAGGCCACUGAGCUCCAGGGUCUUGAAGGAGUCAGUGUCUUCGAUCAGGAGGAGUUUGAGAAGGGGGUCUUAGAGCAGGUUGAUCAGGCCAUCUCGGCCAGGCAGCAAGUUGUGGACCGUGAGAGGGCUGAGAAGGACCUGAAUGCUGUCCUGGUUGACAUAAGGUCAUGCAAGAAGGAUCUAGGACAUAUUACUAAAGUGAUGUCCAACAUGAACAGUAAGACGAUUCCAUUAACAUUUGCUCAGAAGGAAGUUCAGAGGAAUCUCAUCUCCAUGCGCACAAAGAGAGACAACAAGGCCAAACAACUCAAGACUCUCCGUGCUCGACAGCGAUCUCUACUUACCAAGUUGAGCGGAUCUGAUGUCAAUCUACAGGUUUCAGAUGAUGAGGAAGAAGGUCAAGAUCAAAACGUUCAGACGUACCAACAGCUUUUAUGUCGCAGCCCAACCUCAGAGGGAAUCCCAACACAACCUGCAAAAGAGACAGAACAAGAACGUCUUAUACGCCUCGGAGAAAUGACACCCUUUGGCUCAAUGGUACAGUCCAAAGCAUCAACGAGUAAAAAAAACCUCCACCCACAACCCAUGACAGACUUUGAGAAGUACAUGACACAAAAAACACAAGAUGACAUGACACGUCGAAAGAAAGUCACCCCUCGUAAACCGACUCCCAUGAAAUCAAAAUCCGAACCCAUCAAAACCCAAAGUUCACAACCUACUCAUAAAAUAGCACCAGUCCAACAGGACGUCAAACAGAAGCAAAAAGAACUCUCGAAAAAACUGAAGCAGAAAUCGACGAAAAAGCCUACCAAGGAAACCAAAAAGAAAACAACUGACUCAUCGGAUGAUGAGACAUACUUUGUUUACAAACCAGUGAGGAGUGAGACUUCAGCGAGUUUUCCAAAGUCUCGCAAGAGGACGAAGAAGACACAAGAUCUGAAACCCCAUUGGGGGAGUGAUGCUGAGUUGAGUGACUGGGACAACGAUGGGAAUAACAGUGAGCAGAGUGAUGAGGAUUAUACACCGGGGUUCAACGACCUAUCAGAUGAAGAUGAGGAGCGUUUCACACCAAAGAAAAAAUCCAAGAAGAGAGGUCGCAAGGAAAGCAUCUCAACCGAAGACUUUGAAGAUGGUACCAUAGCAUGUCUGGAUGACCUUAAGAAGUCAUAUGGGGUCAAAGUUCAACGUUCAAAAAGCGGUCACAGGAAGUUCAAAUGCAAGGAUGAUGCUACACAGGAUCUGUAUUUUCGUAGAUUGAAAGAGAACCGUAGGUCCGAGUUGGUGAAGAAGCAGCGGAUGAUUGAGAGAGGGGAGGUGGAUAGUGACUCAGAGCCUGAGGAAAUGCAGUUUGAGGGUGGGCUCAUCAUACCAGGCAAAAUAUGGUGCAAUCUUUACAAGUAUCAGAAGGUUGGAGUGAAGUGGUUGUGGGAGCUCCAUCAGCAGCAGGCUGGGGGCAUCAUUGGAGAUGAGAUGGGUCUUGGGAAGACCAUUCAGAUGAUUGCAUUCUUAGCUGGACUCAGAGGGAGCAAGCUACGCAAUCCUGGUUCCAGAUACAUUGGUCUUGGCCCGGUGCUCAUUGUAUGUCCAGCUACAGUCAUGCAUCAAUGGGUCAAGGAGUUCCAUAAGUGGUACCCAGAGAUGAGGGUAGCCAUCUUACAUGACUCCGGAUCACACACUGGAUCAAAGAGGGCGCUAAUCCAUGACAUAGCACUCUGCCAUGGAACUCUAGUUACGUCUUAUUCAGCUGUGCGUAUUCAAGAGAAGCUCCUACUACAGCAUACAUGGCAUUAUAUAGUCCUGGAUGAAGGACAUAAGAUCCGUAAUCCUGAUGCUGCCGUCACUCAAGCUUGUAAACAGUUUCGUACAUGUCAUCGGCUGAUCCUGUCUGGUUCCCCGAUGCAGAAUAAUCUACGUGAGCUUUGGUCUCUGAUUGACUUUGUCUUCCCAGGCAAACUGGGGACACUCCCAGUCUUCAUGGAGAAGUUCUCUGUUCCCAUUACGAUAGGAGGCUACUCAAAUGCUACUCAAGUACAGGUUCAGACAGCCUACAAGUGUGCCUCGGUGCUCCGUGACACCAUCAACCCAUACCUCUUGAGACGACUCAAGGCAGACGUCAAGCAAAACCUGAAUCUCCCUAGUAAGAGUGAGCAGGUCCUAUUCUGUCGUCUCUCUGAGGAGCAGAUUCAGAUCUACAAGGAUUACCUCAACUCCAAGGAAUGUCAGCUGAUUCUGAACAGGGAAUAUCAGGUGUUUGCAGGUCUGAUAACGCUGCGUAAGAUCUGCAACCAUCCUGACCUGGUGAGCGGCGGUCCGCGCAUCAUCAAAGGAGACACCAGCCUAGAGGCCGUGCAGGCAGCGAACGAUCCUGCAAUGCAGUAUGGUUAUUGGCAACGCUCCGGGAAGAUGAUCGUUAUUAACUCGUUGCUGAAGCUAUGGAGUAAGCAGAACCACAGGGUGUUGCUGUUCUCACAGAGUAAACAGAUGCUGGACAUUAUUGAGGACUUUGUGAAGAAAACCUACACCUACAUGAGGAUGGAUGGUACUACUCCAAUCUCAUCCAGACAGCCUUUGAUACAGCAGUAUAACAAUGACCCAUCAAUCUUUGUCUUCUUGCUGACCACACGAGUAGGCGGCCUUGGUGUGAAUCUGACCGGAGCUAACCGGGUGGUCAUCUUUGACCCUGAUUGGAACCCGAGCACGGACACCCAGGCCAGGGAACGGGCGUGGCGUAUUGGCCAGACACGCCAAGUCACUAUCUAUCGGCUCAUCACAGCUGGGGCAAUAGAGGAGAAGAUUUACCACAGGCAAAUCUUCAAGCAGUUCCUUACCAAUCGUGUCUUAAAGGAUCCUCGUCAACGUCGCUUCUUCAAAUCCAACGACCUCUUUGAACUUUUUACCUUGACUUCAGACAGCAACCAGCACGGCACGGAGACCAGCGCCAUCUUUGCUGGCGUCGGCUCGGACGUCAAGGUCCCGACAACUGCCCACAGACCAGCGAGGAAAAAGUCCAUCGAGAGGAGAGUCAAGACAGAACUUCAGGGAAGGAAGGAAAGGAAUGGAGUAAGGAGGAUGGAAAACCAUGAUUCCAAAAUGGAAACUGGAGAGGUGAAAAGCGAAAUUCAAAAUGGUGUUUCGCCGGAAGAUAUUCCUGGAUGCAGCAGGUCUGCGGAGAAUGGUGUUGAAUCGGAGGCAGGGAUAACUUCAAGGAGUAAUGGAAGGCAAUCCUUGGAUGUAGAGAUGGGAGAUCAGGCUGGAACGAGUAAAGGGGAGAAGAGCAAUGCUGAGAGAAAGAGAAGGAAAAAGAAAAAGGAUGCAAGGCUUGAUGGACAUCGUAUUGCUCACUUAGCCAAGCACACUGCAUAUCAACCCAAGUCGGAACACGGAGAGCCAAAGGAUGAACAGAGCGAUGCACAGAAAGAUGACUAUGUCCUCAGCAAACUAUUCAAGAAAUCAGGAGUACACAGCGCCUUGCAGCAUGAUAACAUCAUGGAGGCAGCUAGCCCUGAUUAUCUACUCGUAGAGGGAGAAGCAGAACGGGUUGCUAGGGAUGCCGUCAAGGCCCUCAAAGAUUCCAGACGUCACUGCCAUCGAGCCACCUCAGGGUUACCUACAUGGACUGGAUCUGGAGCCUCUGGAGGCACCACAACCCCGCCUAAGAAACCAAGGUUUGGGCAGAAGUCAAACAACAAAGUAGCUGGUUUGCUCGGUGGCAGUAAGCUGUUACAAGGAAAGAUCAAAAAGCAGAAGCCGAUAUCUGUCCCAAAGCCAACACACUUCUCCGGUAAGGAGUUGAUAGAAACUGCAGCAUCACAGAACAGUACCAAGACCACGGCCCUUCCAUCUUCAGGAUCCCUCCUAGCUCAGAUACGGAAGCGCAACAAUGUCUCCGCCACGGAUACAGACAAUCAGACAUCUGUUGUCCUCCCGCAGCAUGAUCUUCUCGUGGACAUUCGGGACUUUGUGUCCUUCCAGGCAGAGACCAAUGGCCAGGCGACAACGAAUGAGAUCCUUCACAAGUUCAGGGGAAAGCUUCCAUCGAAUGAUUCGGCGUUGUUUAAGUCCAUGCUGACUGAGAUAUGUGUGUUCCAGAGAGUGAACGGUGGAGAGGGAUUGUGGAAACUCAAGGAGGACUUUCGUUGAUGUCGGACUUUGUGACUUUCCAAGUAGAAACCAACGGCCAGGCGAAAAAAAAUAAGACCCUUCACAAAGUUCAUGAAAAAGCUUCCGCCGAAUGAUUCAGCAGUGUUUAAGUGCAUGCUGACUGAGAUCUGUGUGAGUAAACGGCGGAGAGGGAUUUUGGAAACUCCAGGAGAAGUUCCACUAAUGAGGUACAUGACUCAUUCAAUAAAUUUGCAUCCUUGGGUUCGGUUUUAUAGAUCAAUCUAGUUGGACAGUUUUCAACCAGAACCCCAAAUGAGUUGAUGUUGAGAGCAAAAUAUUGGAUUUAAAGAGAAGGUAUUUGUUGGUAAUCACUCUUUAAGUGAAUUGCAAUAAUAAUCCUUGGUUAAAAGCCUACAGCAGCAUUUGUUGGUAUAAGGCAUUUUGAGAAACAUUUUGGUUCAAAGCAAUGUUGUAAUAUAAAAAGAUACAGUUUUUAUGGCCCAAAAUUUGAAUCUGAGAAGCGUUACCAUGUAACUUUUCUAAGAUUUUGUAUUCCUAUUGCGGAUUAUUCUUCCCGCGUGAGAUAUCUGCGCGACUGAUUUUUGAAACGAAAUGUUUAGAUGUUAGUCUUAUUGUAUACAUCUACAUUUAUAUAGCAUCAAAACAAUAGAAUGGUUCCAAAAACCAAGGGUAUACUUUGCCUUUAAUAUCUGUGCUAAGAAGUCAGGGAAAACUUUUGCAUUUGGAGGAAGAAAAUAGAUGCAAUGAUUGUACCAAAAUAAACUCAGGUUUAUCAAUCUUAAUGACCAAUAUUUUUUUCAUGGCUUUGUACUUUGAGAAUUAUUUUAAGGAAAGUCAACCCAAGUUAAUAAAUUUAUUAUUGCAAGGAAAUGUUUACUGUGGGCAAUACUUAGUAAAACCAAUAUUUUAGUCUGUUAAAAAAUAUGAAUAAUUACUGAACUGUGAUACUGGAAUUGUUUAUUCUUUGGUGUAGUGGAAAACUUAGAGAAGAUUUGACAUUGAGUUUAACAAAUUAUCAGAAUUUUAAACAUGGCGGAAUAGUUCUCAUCUUAGAUAUCUGCUUAGCACGUUUACACGGGUAACCAGACAAAACUCACAAGCUUUCAGCACCUUAAGGAGAAUCCUUGUUAAGCGAUUUUGUCAGUUAACUGACUUUCCUGCCUGUUAAAUAGACUGAUUUGUGUGAGUUGCAAUUUUCUGAUGAGUUUUGUUUAUUUAUUGCCUCAAUGUAAACAUUUGUCCUACUUUAGUUAUUACUGUGGGUUGACAUUUCCUUUCAUAAUCAGGUAUUUAAUGAUUUUUAAUGGUUUUUGAUAGAAUCAUGAAUAAAAUUGGUGUG